Molecule: messenger RNA, 2170 nt
Organism: Triplophysa rosa
Lineage: Eukaryota; Metazoa; Chordata; Actinopteri; Cypriniformes; Nemacheilidae
Gene: slc18b1
Product: solute carrier family 18 member B1
Exons: 14
Coding region: 77-1453 (458 amino acids)
Biological process (GO): transmembrane transport
Molecular function (GO): transmembrane transporter activity
Source: RefSeq, a predicted model, not a curated record
UGACAGAAGAGCGGAAGAGUCACACAAUCUCAGCGAGACCUUACAGCAAGAAGAAGAAAGUCUCUGCGAAUUUAUAAUGGAGUACGAUCAAGACAGAGGUGGUCAAGGUUCAGCACGAGAGACCCCCGGCCCUAAAAUGACAAGACAGCAGAUAUUAACACUUAUCGCAAUGGCUUCAAUAAACUUCAGCUCAAUGAUCUGCUACUCCAUUCUGGGUCCUUUUUUCCCAAACGAGGCAAAGAAGAAAGGUGUCAGUCAAGCUAUGAUUGGACUUAUAUUUGGCAUCUAUGCAUUAUGCACGCUGGUGGGAUCACUUGUGCUUGGUAAAUAUAUUGUCCAGAUAGGAGCCAAGUUUAUGAUCGUAGCAGGGUUGUUCGUGUCUAGUGGAUGUACUGUACUCUUCGGGUUUCUCGACCAAGUGUCCGAUGGGACAGUUUUCGUAGUUCUGUGUUUCAUCACGCGCUGCAUAAACGCCGUUGGCUUUUCCGCCGCAGUUACGUCGUCUUUUGCCGUUUCAGCAAAAGUGUUUCCAGACAACAUAGCAACUGUUUUGGGUUUUCUGGAGAUUUUUACAGGGCUUGGUCUGAUAUUGGGACCUCCGUUAGGUGGUUGGCUGUAUCAGUCAUUCGGAUAUGAAAUCCCAUUUGUUGUCACGGGCUGUCUUCUGUUUGCCGCCGUGCCACUCAAUAUGUGGAUUUUGCCGAGUUUUGACGCAGUUCCUUCCCAGGAUUCCUUCUUCAGACUGUGUACCAGAAUAAAGAUUCUUCUCAUCUGUUUUGUGGUCUUCACUGUGAGUUCAGGAAUUGGUUUCAUGGAUGCAACUCUGUCCAUAUUUGCUAUAGAAAAGCUGAAUCUGAGUGCUGGAAGAGUGGGGUUGCUUAUGAUCGGACUGUCACUGCCGUAUGGGGCCGCAUCACCCGUUUUCGGUAUAAUAAGCGAUAAAUAUCCAUCCAUCAGGAAAUGGAUGAUGGUGAUUGGAGGAAUGGCCACAGCGGUCAGCUUCUGUUUCCUCGGCCCACUUCCUGUGUUCCAUAUGAGAAGUCAGCUCUGGCUCACCGUCCUCGUGCUGGUCGUGGUGGGAUUCUCCGUAUGCAUGACCUGUAUCCCCACCUUCGCUGAGAUGAUCGAUUGUGCACAUGAAAAUGGCUUCGAGGAAGGCUUGAGUACUCUGGGUUUGGUUUCUGGAUUGUUUUCGGCGGUGUGGUCUGCUGGGAUGUUCUUUGGCCCGACCAUCGGAGGUUACAUCACGCAAGUACUGAGCUUUGAAUGGAGCGCAGGAGUUCAAGGUGCACUCGCCUUUCUCGCUGCACUCUUUCAAGUAAUAUAUUUCACAAUCGAGGAAAUGCAAAAGAAUAAGUUGCAAAAGACCAGCAAGACUGAAACAACGUUAUCUCAAGGAGAAAAAUCUCCUCUUCUUUCAGAGACGGAAGCUAUCGCUGUUGACAUCAGUUGAAGCUUCGUGCUUUUCAAUGGAAGGACAAACUUUAUCGUAUUGCCGGUAAACAGGUGAAUAUGAUAGGGAAGACAAACCCAGAACGGGACGAUUUAACAUCAAUGGUCUCCUAGUUUCAGAUGGACAACAUUUCUAUCCAAUGAAUUAUGGCACAUUUGAACAUUUACAACAUAAAUGUUGUAUGUUCUCUAUGUUGUGUUCUUAAAUCGAAUUAAGAGAGGAUUUGUGUGUAUUAAAGUGUAAUGUUACCUUCAUAAAAAUCAUUAUGAGGACAUUUCAUUCAAACUAAGAUAAGUCUGUUGAUAUAUGCUGCACAGUUUAGCUUUUUAUGACCAGCUUGAGAUAUAAAAUAUUCAUCAUCACGACAGUAAAGUCAUUUUUAAUCACUGUUGCCAUCAGUUUUGCACAUUUGGCUUGAUUAUUGUAUGCAGUAACUUAACAUGAGCUCUAGUAUGAUCAGCACAGAUACCUCGUAUAAAAAUGAUAUCAAGUCAAGGGUACGUCAUUUGUUACCUUGUAUACAGUGUGUGUGUGUGUGUGUGUGUGUGUGUGUGUGUUUUGGGUACAACAGAAUGUCGUCUGAAAGGUUUAAGGCUUGAAAAACUCUAGCAAAUAGCAAGAAUGUGAGAUUUAUGUUACUUAACAUGGAUUAGUCAUAUAACAGUAGUUUAUCAAUGACCCUUUUACAAUUUUCAGCUUUUACAGAUUACCAUGUGU